AUACGCUGAUGAUUGCGAAACAUGUGGAAAUAGGAGGCCGCCAUAUUUAUCAGACUUGAAGAAGCCGGUGUGUCUCCACUGUGUAUUUCUCGAAUUUUACAGACAUUAAACAAUGUCGAAAACACAAGAUAAGUUAACUCGUAUUGCUAUUGUCAGCAAUGACAAAUGUAAACCUAAAAGAUGUAGACAGGAGUGCAAGAAGUCCUGUCCUGUUGUACGAAUGGGAAAGUUGUGUAUUGAAGUGAGCCCUACAGACAAGAUUGCUUUUAUAUCUGAAGAACUGUGUAUUGGUUGUGGUAUAUGUGCCAAGAAAUGUCCUUUUGAAGCAAUUACAAUCAUCAACUUGCCCAGUAAUCUUGAGAGAGAUACUACACACAGAUACAGUGCAAACUCCUUCAAACUACACAGAUUACCCACCCCUCGACCAGGAGAAGUUUUAGGACUGGUAGGAACCAAUGGUAUUGGUAAAUCAACAGCUCUGAAAAUUUUGGCUGGAAAACAGAAACCUAAUUUGGGAAGAUUUGAUGAUCCACCAGAUUGGACAGAGAUAUUAACCUAUUUCAGAGGAUCUGAAUUACAAAAUUUCUUCACAAAGAUCUUGGAAGAUGAUCUGAAAGCCAUCAUCAAACCUCAAUAUGUGGACCAAAUUCCUAAAGCUGUCAAAGGAUCAGUUCAAGCAUUACUGGACAAGAAAGAUGAUUUGAAAAACCAAAUAGAAGUCUGUAAACAAAUGGAUUUGAUGCAUGUACGAGAUAGAAAUGUAGAAGAUUUAUCUGGAGGAGAAUUACAGAGAUUUGCCUGUGCAAUGGUGUGUAUACAGAAAGCUGACAUAUUUAUGUUUGAUGAACCCUCUAGUUAUUUAGAUGUGAAACAGAGACUGAAAGCUGCCUUGGCAAUCCGGGAGCUGAUUCAUGCUGACAAAUAUAUAAUCGUAGUAGAACAUGACUUGUCAGUACUAGACUAUCUAUCAGACUUUAUAUGUGUUUUAUAUGGAAUUCCUGGUGCCUAUGGUGUAGUUACUAUGCCCUUCAGUGUACGAGAAGGUAUCAAUAUAUUUUUGGAUGGAUUUGUGCCAACAGAGAAUUUGAGAUUCCGAGAAACUUCAUUGACAUUCAAAGUGGCAGAAACAGCUAUGGAAGAAGAAAUAAAAAGAAUGUGCAGAUAUGAAUACCCUAAUCAGAAAAAAUUCUUAGGAAAUUUCACACUCUCUGUAAAAACAGGCCAGUUCACAGAUUCAGAAAUUAUUGUUAUGUUGGGAGAGAAUGGAACAGGAAAGACGACAUUCAUCAGAAUGCUGGCAGGAAAAUUAGCCCCAGAUGAAGGAGGCUCCUGUCCUGUGUUAAAUGUGAGUUAUAAACCCCAGAAGAUCAGUCCAAAGUCUCAAGGAACAGUGCGACAGUUAUUACAUGAUAGGAUCCGUGAUGCCUACAUCCACCCUCAGUUUGUUACUGAUGUGAUGAAACCCAUGAUGAUGGAAGCAAUCAUUGACCAAGAGGUUCAGAAUUUAUCUGGAGGAGAGUUGCAGAGAGUGGCCUUAGUACUCUGUCUAGGUAAACCAGCUGAUGUAUACCUGAUUGACGAACCUUCAGCUUACCUGGACUCAGAACAGCGUUUACAUGCUGCCAAGGUCAUCAAGAGAUUUAUUCUUCAUGCCAAGAAAACAGCCUUUGUGGUAGAGCAUGAUUUCAUCAUGGCUACCUACCUAGCUGACAGAGUUGUGGUGUUUGAAGGGAACCCAGGCAUAGAUACCAUUGCAAACUCACCAUCAUCUUUGCUAAAUGGAAUGAACAAGUUUUUGAGGUCUUUGGAGAUUACCUUCAGAAGAGAUCCCAACAAUUUCAGACCAAGAAUCAACAAACGUCACUCAGUCAAGGACUCAGAACAGAAGAAGACUGGGAACUUUUUCUUCCUUGAGGACUGAAAUUGUUUUAACAACAAUACAAAUAAUUCUUCCUGCAUGGGCUGUCCGCGGCAAACUGGUGGUGUUACGACAAGACCAAUUAGAGCAUGAAGCAAACUUUGACCUCUAUGCAUGUUAUUGAGCUAUAUAUAGAAGACCUUUUGCCGCUCAAGGGAAAAAUAGCUGUCAAUUAUCAAUUUGUAUAUGAUCAUGUGAUAGAUUUAAAAUAAUGAGAAAUCUGAAAUUAUUUUUGUUGGGAUAUGUAUUGUGUAAAUGAUGAUAUGAAUUUUGAAUCAAGGGCAUUUGCUUUUAAUAGCAGAAUUUAUCAUGUCUCAUGAAUCAUAGGUUGUAAAUGCAAUUAGGCUUUUUGUAAUCUUAACCAAAUGUUGUAUUACUUGUAAUUGUAGUUUUUACAACCUGUUUGAACUGUCUAACUGACCCUUGUGUAAUUUUAAUACUGAAAUAUAUUUUGAGCAUGUGUCUCUGAUUUAUGGAAUUCUAAAGAAAAUUGACCAUCAACCUUGAUAUUUAGUAUUGUGGAAAUCUUCAGUUUAUUAUUUGAAUAAGAUAUUUUGCAAGUGCUAAUUAAAGGCAUUAAAAUUGAUAACUUUUUAACUGGGGUCAGCCAUAUUUUAUCAGCAUUACCACAUGUGUACACUUUUUGUCAGGUUUUGACACAUUUUCCAUUUCCAUUCUCAAUUUUCAUCAUUUUUAUGUUUUUUUAAAAUGUCUCAAGUAUGAAUUUUAUGAUUUUUGAAACUUUUGUUUAAUAUGUAGUUACAAAGUUUAUUAGUUAAAGACUAGCAUUAUUACUACAAUUCUUAAAUAUUUAGAUAUUAGACUCAUUUCCAAAAAAAUAUUUCAAAAGUCAAUGAAGAAAGAUAUGUAACUGCAUUAAAAACACAAAUUCAACAAGCAAGAAGACUCAACUUCAUGCUAGCAUUUGUGAUUUGAUAGCAGAAUGUCCAAUUUUCAAACUGCAUAGAAAUCUUUUUGGCCUUUCUUGCAUAGAUUAAUAAUACAGACUAUUGAUAAGUUUGUUCUCUGUACACUUGUGAGUAAUAUGGAUAAUUAUGAAUGACCUUUCAGUUCCAUUUUGAUAUCAUUGUAAGUGGUGUUGACAGCUAUUUUGACUACUGUGAUAGAAGGCUGGACAGGAUUGUAAAUCUGUUGCAGGAUAAAUUGUUUUAUUUUUAUACAUUGUUAAUUAUUUAUUUGCAUUUUUAAAACUUAACAGUAUCAUGUUGGUUCCUAAAAUGUUAAGAUUUCAUAGAAACUUGGUGAAAAGAUUGUCUCUUUUUUAUUAAGAUGAUUAAUUCCAUAAAUUAGUGGAAGAAAUAUUUUCCUGUGAAAAAUCUUUUUUUUAAGACAUUUGGCAAAAUAUCUUUGAAAUAGUUUUCAUGAAAGUUAAGGCAAAUAGUUUAUUUAUUAUAUCACAUUCAAAUAUUUAAAAGUUCAAUACCAAAAGAAAAAUAAAAACUUUACAAGCUGAAAGCUAUUGAAUGUAUUCUGUUAUUAGUCAAAACCAAGUGCUAAUCUGAAGAAUGAUCUUUGACAUUCUUGUUUAAAUUGUAAAAGAAUAUGACAUGAUUUUAUAUGUUCUUUGCAUGUCUUUGUUCAUAAGGUGCUAUUUAAAAGUUUGUACUAAAUAUUAUCAGUUAAUGUAUUCUAUCUUAUUAAGGUUAUUAAACUGGUUUUAUGGUCAAGUUUAAUAAUUGAGCUAAUUUAUACUUAUCUGAGCAAUAAAUAUUUCAUCUGGAAGGUUUCAACAUAUUUGAAAAACUACUGAAGUUAUUUGUCAGAAUUGUUCACAACUGAAAACUGGUAUAAUGUAAUUAUAAAAAAGAAGAUGUGAUAUGAUUGCCAAUGAGACAACUCUCCACAACCAUUUGUUUAAAUAGUUGAGAUUUACACAUAUUUCUAUUUGAAUAAAAUCUGUAGAUUAAAUAUAUUAUGGAAAUUAAAUGUGGCAAACAAUCUAUUUCUUCCAUAUUUUCAAUAGUAUCAAACACAAGGGAUAAAAAAAACAGAUUCAAAGAGUGAAUAUAUGUAUUUACCAUGAUUGAAAUAGUUUUUGUAAAUAUUUAAAACAAAACAAGUAUUUAGUACCCAGGGCUUCAAUUUUAGAAAUAUACAGGAAAUAUUGUUUUUUCCUUCACAAUUGACAUUAUUUAAUAUACAAUUUAAAAGAAUGAGAGAAAAUCAAAUCAUUAAAUGAUUUUGUCUCCUUUAAUAACUAGAGAUUCAUUGUUUUAAACAUGAUGUCUUUGUUCUGUUAAACUUUGAAUUUGAAUCAUUGACAGGUUGGUUCAAUAACAAUAAAUGACAGUUGUAUUUA
Messenger RNA from Mytilus trossulus (common blue mussel), 4238 nucleotides. RefSeq names its product ATP-binding cassette sub-family E member 1-like. The record is from RefSeq and is a predicted model, not a curated record. Gene Ontology annotation, biological process: ribosomal subunit export from nucleus; translational termination; translational initiation. The transcript is spliced from 16 exons. Lineage: Eukaryota; Metazoa; Mollusca; Bivalvia; Mytilida; Mytilidae. Gene Ontology annotation, molecular function: ribosomal small subunit binding; ATP binding; ATP hydrolysis activity. Bases 113 to 1921 code for a protein of 602 amino acids.